Messenger RNA from Lytechinus variegatus (green sea urchin), 1693 nucleotides. Its product is annotated as methyltransferase-like protein 27. The record is from RefSeq and is a predicted model, not a curated record. NCBI's taxonomy places the organism in Eukaryota, Metazoa, Echinodermata, Echinoidea, Temnopleuroida, Toxopneustidae. Gene Ontology annotation, molecular function: S-adenosylmethionine-dependent methyltransferase activity. The coding region runs from base 301 to 981 and encodes 226 amino acids. The transcript has 7 exons.
CAUAUCAAGCACUGAUCUCUAGCUCUAGAGAUCAGUGAUAUCAAGCUAGCUGAGCUGAGCUGAGCGCAGCAACUCUUAUCAUAAGCCUAUAUGCUUUAUUCAUCUGCCUUAGACAAGUUCCGAAUAGCUUGUAAUUUGCUCUCCUUGUCGUGGAAGAUGGCAUUCCGUCAACUUUGUUGAUGAUACUGCUCUGUCCUGUCAUGGUGUGUUAUCUAAGGAGGUUCAAAAAAUCUGCAAAGUGAUUUUGAUGUAACUGGCUCAACCGUAACGAAAUAAAAAUCAGUUUGAAGAGGAAACAUCAUGUCUACCUGGAGUGAGAAAGCAAAAGGUUUGCGAGACACCAAAGAUGUGGAUGAACUUGAGAAAAAAUAUGACGAAAUAUGCGAGUACUACGAUGAGGGAAUGCAUGAUCCACAUUUCUUAUACAACGCUCCUUAUGAAACAGCCAGGGCGGUCAUCCAGCUUGAGCCGAAUCGAAAUGUCAAGAUACUUGAUGUUGGAUGCGGUACAGGACUUGUUGGGGAAGAGCUAUUCAAAGAAGGAUACACGAAUGUCCACGGAGUGGACAUGUCUGCUGGUAUGCUGAAAAUUUGUGAGAAGAAGAAUGUCUUCUCGAAGCUGGUUCGGGCUAAGUUUGAUCCAAGCGAACCUCUAGAGUACGUUGAUGGUUAUUUUGAUGUCGUUAUGUCCUGUGGAACGUUCGUCCCCGGUGCGCAUUUGAACCAGACAUGUCUCCCAGAGAUAUUUCGCCUCCUAAAACCCGGUGGAUACAUGGUGAUUGCGACUCGACAGAAGGCUUUUGAAGAAGAGCUUGGAGGCGUUAAACUUAAAAGUACCUUACCACGUUUUGUCGAAGAGGGCGUUCUGGCGAAACUGUCGCACGAUGUGAUAAGAUACACGACAGAAAUUAACAUCGACAUUCCUGGCGUCAUAUUGUCAUACAUUUUACUACCAACACAAAAAGAGCAAAAUACCGAAUGACCGCUGGCAAGGGAAAGGUUUCAUUAAAUAUUUUUGUACAAUGUUAUUAAAUAGAUAAUACAUAAAUAGUGCAUAUGAUCACAAUAGUGCUGAAUGAUACUUUAUAUUGUGGAAAGCUCGUAUUUGGUAUUAAGCCGAAUUACUAGUAUAUAUACAUCCGAUCACUACACAUUAAAUAUAGAUUGAAAAUUAUCACAUGUUAUCAACACAAUAUCCUAUUAUUAUAUGUGCACAUAUAAAAACUUUCAGUGAAUAUGUAUAACGAAUUCCAAAACAACGAAGAUUCAAGGCUAUUCUAUAAAGUAAAAAAAAUGUCAACUGUAGGUCUACAUGUAGUUGUGUUGUCUGAAGUAUGAACAUGGGCCUACAAGAGGUCAUCAUAAAAAUGGAUUAUCCUAAGAUCAGUCAAUGAAAAACGUAAGAAAUCUUUUUAUAUAAGAAUGAGAAAACGCUCAGUAAUAAAUUAGUUAAUGCACGCAGUGUCUACUGCUUUGAGAAUGGACUGGAUAAGUAUUGGAGAUGUAAACCAGUAAAGUUCAAGUUUGAAAAGUAAAACCGAGUGGCCUCUACUGUUAUCUUGGUGCUUACGUGUGUGGGGGAGAUCGAGAUGGGAGCGUAGUGGUGUAGCAGUUUCGACCCUCGCCUUUGGCGAAGUGAUAAUCCACGCAUGGUCUCUCCCACCCAGGACAAUUGGGUAGGGUCGGUGUAAAAA